CUGGAUCUGUUGGACCAAAGCAAAUGUAAACACGUCAUAAAAACUCUUAAACCAGGGCAGAAGACCUUCACAGUUAUGUGUGCUGGCCCAGAAAGAGGAGGGAGAGAUGCCUGUCAAGGGGAUUCUGGGGGUCCUCUUCUCUGCCCCAGAGCAGAUGGACGGUGGGUAGCUGUGGGGGUCACAUCAUGGGGUAAGGGCUGCGGUCGAAGUUGGAAUAAUAACAAGUUCAAACCCGGAUCCAGAAGAGGCUCACCUGGAGUAUUCACUGAUGUCUUAAUGUUCCUGUCAUGGAUCAAGUCAAAUCUUAGAAAAGGUUUGGACAGGUCUCUGUGCAGCGUACCUGAUGGAGUGGUUGUUGGAAAUGAAGGUGUCAUCAGAAAUCCAGUUCUUCCAGGACAAAGUUACAAUAACAAUGAAAUGUGUUUGUGGUUCAUUCAAGUCACCACUGGUCAGCAAAUUCUACUGAAGUUCAUUGAGAUUGACCUGGAGAAUGACACCCAAUGCCAAAACGACCAACUGACUGUGUAUGUGGAUGAAAGUAGGCAAAUUGGACGGUUCUGUGGUAGUCAGCCUCCUUCCCCGAUUCUUAUUGGUGCUUCCCAUAAUGUCAAAGUACAAUUUGCAUCUGACAUAAGCAGCACAGGUGCAGGAUUCACAAUCCAGUUCAGUGGUGUUCCUGAGGACUACAGUUUUGGGGCUGAAUGUGGAACAGUAGUGCUGCUAGAGCCCAAGGGGGCUGUAAAAAGUCCCGCCUAUCCACAAGCCUACAGCAACAACAGCCUUUGCCGGUGGGUCAUCUAUGCCCCGAAGGGCCACAUAGUUAAGGUAAAAACAACUCUGUAGCCCCUGUGUUGGCUCAGUCGG
Messenger RNA from Danio rerio (zebrafish), 864 nucleotides. The record is from RefSeq and is a predicted model, not a curated record. Lineage: Eukaryota; Metazoa; Chordata; Actinopteri; Cypriniformes; Danionidae.